AUGAAUAAAUCCGUUGAACUUAUUUCAGGUCCUAUUACGUUUGGAGCUCAAGGCGAUAAAAUUAAAGAAUUACUUGAAAAUAACCAACAAUGGUCAAGUGAAAAUCAGAAUAAUAAAGAAUUUUUUGAUAAACUUAAAAAACAAGAACCAAAAGUUCUUUGGUUUGGAUGUUCUGAUUCUCGUGUUCCGCCUGAACUCAUCACUAAAUCAGGAUUUGGCGAAUUAUUUGUGCAUCGUAACAUAGCAAAUCAAUUCAACCCCAAUGAUGCCAAUUGCAUGUCAGUGUUACAAUAUGCUGUCAAUUAUUUGAAAGUUUCUCAUAUUGUUAUUUGCCAUACAGGUUGUGGUGGAGCAAAAAGCUGUUUUGAGCCAGGCCUUGAACCUGAUCUAGAAAAAUGGCUAGAAGGAAUACGUGGAUUGGCAACGAUAAACCCCGAAUUCUCUCACACCAAUCCAAAUUUUGGAACUCCUGAAGUUCAAGACAAAUUGGUCAAAGCUAAUGUUGUGAAACAAGUGGAAAAAAUUAGUAAAAAUUAUUUUGUUAAAUCUGCUGAACAAACAAUACAAAUUCAUGGAUUGGUUUUUGAUUUAAAAGAUGGUUUGUUAUUAAAAUUCACAAUCAUUUUACAAUGGAACAUUGACAAAUCCCAUCAUAUAUAA
Messenger RNA from Entrophospora sp. SA101, 660 nucleotides. Lineage: Eukaryota; Fungi; Glomeromycota; Glomeromycetes; Entrophosporales; Entrophosporaceae. The record is from the annotation of a GenBank genome assembly.